Messenger RNA from Achroia grisella, 2764 nucleotides. RefSeq lists its product as uncharacterized. Gene Ontology annotation, cellular component: endoplasmic reticulum membrane; cytoplasmic microtubule; endoplasmic reticulum tubular network. Gene Ontology annotation, molecular function: microtubule binding. The transcript has 10 exons. Gene Ontology annotation, biological process: endoplasmic reticulum tubular network organization. The record is from RefSeq and is a predicted model, not a curated record. Lineage: Eukaryota; Metazoa; Arthropoda; Insecta; Lepidoptera; Pyralidae. The coding region runs from base 526 to 2622 and encodes 698 amino acids.
AAUACUAUCUAGUUCUUUUGCUAAAUAAAAAAAAAUGUUUCUACAACGAUUACCAAUUUGUACAAUUUUACAAUUUGUGUAAACUACGUGCAAGUUCAAAUUUAUAUUGACGUGAUGACAUACUUAGAUAUGCCUUUAAACAAUUUUAGACUUAUGUUGAUUUAAGAUAUCAUGAUUUUACAAGUGUUCUUAUAAUACUGGACUGGAUUAAAAUUAGAACAUUCGGAACCAAUAACCACUGUCGACGCUGACAACAAAGAUACUAAAGAUUUUUUCAAUCUAAAAGGAGAGCGACGACAUUACAAAUGGUGUAGUCCAAAACUAAAUAUGGCGCUUGAAUUGAAAUGAAAACAGCAGCGAGUGGCAGCUCCACUGUGGUGGCAGCCAUAUUGAUUGAAGUGAUCACGUGAUCAAAACACACAGUUCGUUGCAAUAUGGCGAACUAGACUUUUUACUGAACAGUUGUGUUUUGUCAUGUUUACUUUUGUGAUUAUUUAAAAGAAUUUUUCUUAUGUGAUUAUUAAUAUGAUAUCGGCUAUAAUUUCCCGAUUAGUUAUAUUGGUAUUCGGCACUCUCUACCCGGCUUACGCCUCAUAUAAAGCUGUGCGAACGAAGAAUUUGAAAGAAUACGUAAAAUGGAUGAUGUACUGGAUAGUCUUCGCUCUUUUCACAUGCACAGAGACCUUCACCGAUGUGUUCCUAUCAUGGUUCCCGUUUUAUUACGAAGUGAAGAUUGUGCUGGUUCUGUGGUUAUUGUCGCCGGCGACCAAGGGCUCCUCUAUACUGUACAGGAAGUUCGUCCACCCAGCGUUAUGCAGAAGGGAACAGGAAAUAGAUGAAUACAUUGCAAAGGCCAAAGACCAGGGUUACCACACCGUGCUAAACUUGGGCACGAAGGGCGUCAAUUACGCCACAACAGUCAUAAUGCAGACUGCCAUAAAGGGUGGUGGCGGUCUAGUACAACAACUGAGGAAGAGCUACAGUUUAUCAGAUUUGACUGAGUGUGAACCACGUGAGGAGAGAGGCGCCGAUGAAGCGGAUGAUGUAAUGACUGAGCCGCGACUUAUAAAGCGAGCCGCUAAGAGUGGGUUCAGUACACGACGCAGUGCAUCUGAAUCAAAUAGCCGCUCACCAAUGUACUUUCCGGAAGUGGAUGUGGACGUUAGAAGCACACGUUCCAGUAGGAGCGACGAGCCUGAUUUUAGUCAUAUAAAAUCGUCAGAAGACAUAAGCUCGGGAUACUCGAGUGCAGACAAUUCGGGUGCUUUAUCUCGCACGGGGUCGGUGGGCGGGCGCGGCCGGCGGCCAGCCACUCGUACCACUACCAUCAAACGCCCGCAAGCAGCCGAGGAAAGUGAAGUAAUCAUCGAGGAGCCACAUGACGACGAUAUUUUUGAAUAUGCGAAUAUGCCCCCUCUCUUUAAUAUUCCAUCUCCUCUUUACUUGUCCCAUUCUGAUCCACCAUUUUUAUAUCAAUAUAUUGGAGAUCAAAUUAAAAUAGUGCAGGUUUUGGGAAAUUUACCUUUAAAUACAAAUGCUAACAAUAAAACGAAUGAUUUUAGACAGCGAGACGAAAAACAAAAUAUAAAUGAUGAUAUCGAAUCAAAUGAAAGCCUAAAGGCUAAGAUAAGACGUAAUGUCGCUGAAAUGAUUAUGGAAUUAUCAAAUGAUAACGAUGGUGUAAAAGUGACAGAGGUUCCAGUUGAAACUGGAGAGAAAGAUGUAAAUAAAACUCUAGAUUCUGAAAAUAUUAAUCCACCAAAUAGCGAAUCUUUAGACGUUCCAUGUAUAAAAUCUAUUGAAAAAGAAUGUGUAAUUGACUGUAAAACAGAGUUAAAUACAGCAUCUCCUAAUAUCGAUACUUCUCAUAAUGAUGACUCCGCUGAGAGUGAUGAUGAAGCAUCAUUCGGUACACCAGAAAAUUCACCUAAGAGUAAAAGAAAGUCUCCAAGAGGAAAAUAUGGUAAAGCAAAAGCACCAUUACCACCACCCAACGUAUAUUUACCAGACGACGAUAAAGAGCUAUCGGAUAAAAUAAUAGAAUGUGCCAUUAGUACAACUUCUCAAGAAAGUUUAACUGAUAUAGUAAAUAAACUACCAAAUAACGCUUUUAAAGACGUUACGACAAAUCAUGGCUUACAAGUCGUUAAUCCUAUAGCGGAAAAAAAGAGACGUCAUAAAUCAAAAUCUCCUAGUAGAAUCCCUAAGGCCCACAGUUCAGGCAUAGGAAAAUUAUUGCACUUACCAGGUAAAUUAGCUUUUUGGCAAAAAACUGAUGAUAAACCUAAAUCUGACACAAUAUCGACUUCAUCAGGAGAACGUAGUAGGAGAUCAUCAGCAAAUAUUGAGCGUCAAAUUGAUGAAUUUCAAAGCUGCUCUGAACUUGACAAACUUGUAAAUAUAACUGAUGAUUCUGAUUCUUUUCAGACAGAAAAUAAUAAUGAUACUCUUAGUUUUAAAGAUAUAGCAGACUUUGAAAAUGAAAUUAUUUCUCAAGACAUUAUAGAGAAAAGUGAUGCUUUACAGAAACUUAUUACUGCAAAAAUAGAGAGCCACCCGGAAUAUAAAUAUGUUUCCUUACAUGAAGAAAUUCCAACCACAUCGAAAAGUACAGAUGUCUAAUGCUUUCCCAGUCCUGAAUGCAUAUUCGUACAAGCAGGAGUUAAUUAAACAGCAAUGCUGUCGGCCUCUGCUACAAUACCUCGCGCAAAAAAAUCUAGUAAAAGGAAAACACAAUAAACAUAAUACAUUUACCCAAAUGCUU